CCGAAAUUUAAAAGACUUGUUCCCGUAGAUUUGAGCGAUGCAAAGCACCCAGAACACUCUUCAGACGAAUGAACAAUUAACUUUCACUACGAACUCGUCCUUUCCGGUGUGUCAGCAGCUAUACAAUGGCAGAAAGAGGUGAUAAUAAUGGCAAUCUCAAUGACCGCAUCCCGUUCCAGGAACAGCCAAAAUCAAAGUUUCCCAACCCAUCUUGUUUGAACGGCAUUGCAAGACGCCCGCCAGCUUCUCCAGCCAAUUUUGCGACUAAGGCAGCAAAAAUGAAACAUUGCGGCAGGCCCAUCGCAGACUACAGGACCGCCUGUGUUGACCGUAAGACAUAUGCAGCCAAUCGCGAAAAAGUUCCAGGGACGAAGCGCCAGAAAAAGAAGAAACAGUCUACCAAGCUUCUCCCGGGGGGCUUAUAUAAUGGUCGCUGGAGGCCUGGAAUCUACUGGCCUGUGGUCAUUCUCUCUUAG
This is a messenger RNA of Pyricularia grisea, 476 nucleotides long. RefSeq lists its product as uncharacterized. The transcript is spliced from 3 exons. NCBI's taxonomy places the organism in Eukaryota, Fungi, Ascomycota, Sordariomycetes, Magnaporthales, Pyriculariaceae. Bases 126 to 476 code for a protein of 116 amino acids. The record is from RefSeq and is a predicted model, not a curated record.